Messenger RNA from Echinostoma caproni, 1185 nucleotides. The record is from the annotation of a GenBank genome assembly. NCBI's taxonomy places the organism in Eukaryota, Metazoa, Platyhelminthes, Trematoda, Plagiorchiida, Echinostomatidae.
UCUCUUCGGGACUUCGUCUCACUCACUCUGUCCUCUCUAGUCCCAGCUCUGUUGGCCCUACUGGAAGCAGACAAACGUAAUUGGCACAUCUACACCGCCACCUCGAACACCGAGUCCGAUCACGAUGAUAUCUGUUCACCGCCAGAUGCACAAUCUCGGACCAGUCCGUCCGCAACCAGUAGCGUUUCAAACACACCACCGGCCCCACGUUGCUCCGUUGAUCUAUCUGUGCCGGGGAUGAAACACGCAUUCACCACACGUAAACAGAUCUCAGAAGCCUCGUCCUCAUUGGAUGAGGACACAUUCUACUCCACUGUCUCCCCAUUGUUGAACGCUCUGGUACAAUUCCUUGGCGGUCAUCGCGUCUCAUUUCGCACCCAACCUAUCUCCGACCAGUGUGGCAUUCUGAGCCAAAUCACCGAAUUGAUCAUGACCACAGUCGAACCGGAGUUGACCGAUUUCGAACAGAUCACCCGCUGCAUGGCUGAUUGUUUGGUACUACGAUCGCUGUGUCACGUGCUCAGUUCCGUGUUUCAUAACCGGUACAAAUUGUCCACGGCCGCUGUGACUGACCCAUCCCAGUUUUCAGCCAAUACGGAUAUCUGUUCACAGUUUACGGAGUUCGCGAAACAGUACGACUCCGCAAUUCGCCUGCUCUCUGAGCACUUGGUUGAUUUGUCUGCCAUGUACUGCAAUAAUCUGAUCGUUGAUGUCCACCUGCCCGAUCAGACCGGAUGUGCCAACAAUUGGUCCGGGCUGGAAUGCAAUCGCAACGUUCGGACGUUAGAUGCGUUCCUACAUCGUCUCUGGCAUUGUCUGGGUCAGUCUUGUCCGGCUGGAUUAUCUCGACAGUUGCUGGCUCAUAUCGGUGCUCAGUGUCUCGGGUCAUUUGUUCAACUGUUUGCCACAGAGGAAUAUGCAGUCGGAACCGAUCCCAUUGUGGCUAGAAACGAUGCGUGGAUCACGCUGCGAACAGCCGAGUUUUGUCUGUUUGCAUCCUCGGAGCACGUGACCGAUGUGGUCGGACUGAAUCAACGAAGUUUGGACAUCAGUUUAAUUCACUCCACGGCCGCUUUGCUCGCACAACUGCUUCUCUGUCGUCACAUGCCGGAUGCAUGUUGGUCCAAGUACGUUAUUCCCAUUUGGAGGCCGAAUUGUUUGUACCCAGCCCGUCCCGGUCUCUGA